CAGGUCAUCCAACUAAAACAUCCGACUUCUGACAAGUUCUGUGGAAGAGUGUGUAACCAAGUCUGGUGCUGUGUAUUACACGGGCGACAUGGAAGGCUUUUCGGAGUGGUUUUGGGAUGAGAAUUUUUGGCUGACACCCGGUAUAAAAUGGGAGGAUUUAAAGUCAAAAACACCCGGAGUUUACUAUGGACAAUUUUCAGAUAUUGGUCUACCCUCGAUCUAUAUGGGUUUAUUUAUGACCGUCUUAAGAUUCGCGUGUUUUAGGUUAAUAUUUAUUCCUAUUGGAAAACACUUUGGAAUCAGAGUCAAGAGGCCGAGGAAUGCUACACCAAAUCCUGACUUGGAAGUAGAAUAUAAAAAAUCUAAAUUUCCUAAAGAUGAAAAAGUAAAGAGCAUGGUAAAGAAAACCAGUUUAACUGAACGAGAGAUACAGAGAUGGUUUCGAGUGCGGAGACAACAGGGCGCCCCCGGUAAUAUGCAGAAGUUUUGUGAAUGCAGCUGGAAUUUCCUGUUUUACGGGUCUGUGUUUGUGUAUGGAGUUUACAUUCUGUGGGAUGAACCCUGGUUUUGGGAAACCAAGUACUGUUUCAUAGACUGGCCUUAUCAGCACAUCUCCGAUGGUCUGUACUGGUACUAUUUACUUGAGAUGGGGUACUACUGGGGCCUUCUCUUCUCACUAGUGUUUGAUUACAGGAGAAAGGACUGGAUGGAGAUGACACUUCACCACGUUAUAACACUGGCCCUGAUGGGAUUCUCCUGGGGAAUCAACUUCUCUCGUAUGGGCUGUAUGAUCGUCAUCACACACGAUGUCGCCGACAACUGGAUGGCAAGUGCAAAAAUGGCCAAGUACUGCAAGAAGCAGACACUCUGUGAGGUGCUGUUUGGUGUGUUUAUCCUCCUGUGGCUGUUCACGCGAUGCUACGUCUUCCCCUUCAAAAUGUUGUACGCCAGUAUGGUGGAGAUUCAUGAGUAUGUGGAUCACUUCCCGGUACACAACAUCUUCCUGGGACUGCUGCUCUUCCUCCAAGUAUUACAUAUCCUCUGGACCUACUCCAUCCUCUCUAUAGCCUUCCAGAAGUUCACAGAAGGGGAGUUGAAGAAGGAUGUACGCAGUGACACAGAGGAUGAUGAUGAGGCGGAUAACAGCGACGACAACGCUAACGACUCGAUGAAAGACUUUAACACCAUUCUGCCUCACGUGGGUAAUGGCGACGCUGGUAAAGCCGACGGUCUCAUACAACGGAGGACAUAGGAUAUAUGUUGUUGUGUAUUCAGGAGCGUUGAGAAUGCUUCAAAAAUAAUUCAUAUUGGGAUUUGUGGAUAACUACUUGGUCCAAUUUUAAGUUGUAGCUGAUGUGGACACUCUAGUAUGUACGUAACCUUCACAGAAAGUGUAUCAUCUAGGGGAUCACCCAGGUGUCCCUUGGGUUAGUUUCUCCAGGAAACUGGAGGAUGUACAGUACACUGUAUCGUUCAUUCCAGUGAAGGAUAAUCAGAUAGCCGGCGAUAACCAUUCCACCCUCCCCGAUAUUGAUAAGACCGUGUGAUUGAUUCCUUCCGAGGUUUAUAAAGAUGUUGUCCAUUAUAAUUCCCUCCGAGGACCUGGGGAUCACAUCCAGAACACACCUCUGGAGAAAUAUGUACAUAUAACAAGGUCUUUUCCUGUGAAAAUCGUCCUUUGGAUUUUGCCUAGUGUAUAGUCCAAGAGUGUUCCUAUCAUAAUAACAGUUUUUGUCACAACUUUUCAUUUCCUAUAUAGAAUUAUGAACAGUCUUCUAUGCCAGCUCAGAUCAAAAUCCUCAAAAGAAAUUAAAAAGUUUUCUUCAAUGUCCUCAUAAGCACAAUGUCCAAUACAGUGAGAGCCGGAGGUGCUCAAAGAUAGCAAUCAAUCAAAUUUUUUGUGAGUUUAGCAGGACAAAAAAUACUUAUUGAGAAUCAACCAAAAAAACUUUUUAAUAUAAAAAAAGGAGAUUGAUAAUUACUUGAGCAAAAAAAGCCUUAUUUGUAGAUUUUCAUAGUCUGAACCAAAAUUCAUUUGUUUUUAAUGAAACAAAUUAAUUUGUUGUUUUUAAUGAAACAAAUGAUUGUUGUAUUAGAGCCAACUGUAUUGGAAAUCUGCUUACUGCAAUUUAUGUAAAAAAUAUUGUGUUGUAUACUGUUGUUUCAAAUUUUGUCCCAUUCAGUUUAUGAAAUCCUUUAUUUUUUAUCAUUUGUAUACAUGUAGUGGAGUAUAUUGUUCUUUAAUGUGGGGUACAACUUUGUUGGUUCAAGCUGUAGUUUAAUUGAUGUAUAGACGAGCAGAGGAAUCUAGUCAAUAAGGUUCCCACUUUUUAAAGCUUUAUUUAGAAGUGUGUAUAGACAAGCAGGAGAAACUAGUCGAUAAGUUUUCUGGAAGGACUUUUUUGUUUACGCAAAAUGACCGGUUGGUCUUCUUUUUAAUUCAAAUUCAGGUUUCGGUUUCGUUUAAAUAAAUGCUGCUGUAGAUUUUUGAAAGUCUUUACCAAGUCAAGUAAGACAUUCAGACUAGUAGGUCCCUGUUCAUCAAAGAUUAAAUCGGGUCAAACUGUUUAAAAUUUGAUCAACAGAAAUGGCCCUAUUUCAUACUUUAGAGAUAUGGUAUUACCUAACAAGCUAUGGUAUACGAGAUAUGGUAUUACCUAACGAGCUAUGGUAUUACCAAACGAGCUAUGGUAUACGAGCUAUGGUAUGACCUAACGA
Mizuhopecten yessoensis (Yesso scallop) is the source of this 2718-nucleotide messenger RNA. RefSeq names its product ceramide synthase 4-like. Gene Ontology annotation, cellular component: membrane. The transcript has 10 exons. The coding region runs from base 89 to 1252 and encodes 387 amino acids. The record is from RefSeq and is a predicted model, not a curated record. Gene Ontology annotation, biological process: ceramide biosynthetic process. Gene Ontology annotation, molecular function: sphingosine N-acyltransferase activity; DNA binding. Lineage: Eukaryota; Metazoa; Mollusca; Bivalvia; Pectinida; Pectinidae.